Messenger RNA from Entamoeba histolytica HM-1:IMSS, 438 nucleotides. RefSeq lists its product as uncharacterized. NCBI's taxonomy places the organism in Eukaryota, Evosea, Mastigamoebida, Endamoebidae. The coding region runs from base 1 to 438 and encodes 145 amino acids. Gene Ontology annotation, biological process: actin filament bundle assembly. Gene Ontology annotation, molecular function: actin filament binding. The transcript has a single exon. Gene Ontology annotation, cellular component: plasma membrane; actin cytoskeleton. The record is from RefSeq and is a predicted model, not a curated record.
AUGUCUGCUAAGAAGUGUUUUGCUUGUGGUAAAAGUGCAUACCCAUUAGAAAGAAUUACUGCUGGUGGUAAAGAUUAUCAUAAUGCAUGUUUCAAAUGUAAAGAAUGUGGUCUUCAUUUGACACUUAAGAAUUUCUUUUUCGAUCAAGGAACUCAAGCUGUAUACUGUAAAAAUCAUGUUCCAAAAGCUACUGCUACUGCUGUUACUGAUUCAAUUGCUAUUAAACAAGCUUUAAAUGCACCAAAGAAAGAAGCUGAAAAUAUUGGAACAGUUCAAAAAGGAGCUGGAGGAAAACCACAUAGUGUUGUUUUUGGUGAUUCUAGUGAACGCCGUGAAGAGGCUGCUCCAACUGAACAACCACAAGAAGAAGUACAUGAAGAAGUUCACGAAGAAGAGGUACAUGAAGAAGAAGUUCAUGAAGAAGAAGAAGGUUUUUAA